Diospyros lotus (date-plum) is the source of this 7612-nucleotide messenger RNA. RefSeq names its product protein virilizer homolog. Gene Ontology annotation, molecular function: RNA binding. Lineage: Eukaryota; Viridiplantae; Streptophyta; Magnoliopsida; Ericales; Ebenaceae. The transcript is spliced from 28 exons. Gene Ontology annotation, cellular component: RNA N6-methyladenosine methyltransferase complex. The record is from RefSeq and is a predicted model, not a curated record. The coding region runs from base 258 to 6911 and encodes 2217 amino acids.
CUAUUUUCAACAGAACCGCCAUUAGAGGCAUCAGAGGAAGAAGGGGGAGAGAGGAGCCUUCCUUCACGAAUCGUUGCCGGAGGAGCAAAGAAGUACUUAAAUCACUGUGCUGGUGCCGUUUGCAGGUCCCGGGAUAUGCUAUUGCUGGGUUAGGGCUAUUCACGUUCUAUGCAACUGUUGCUCCGACUCUGUAAAACCCUAGGUCUACAUUCUUCUCAUACCCCAAUCGGCAGAGAUUCGAAGAAGAAGCAAGUUCCAUGGGUCGUCCCGAGCCCUGCGUGCUCUUCUCUCAGACGUUCGUGCAUUCCCAGCUCGACGAGUACGUCGACGAGGUUAUAUUUGCUGAACCUGUUGUCAUCGCUGCUUGUGAAUUCCUUGAACAGAAUGCUUCUUCUACUUCUCCUGUGGUGACACUGAUGGGGGCAACUUCACCUCCAUCAUUUGCUUUGGAGGUUUUUGUUCAGUGUGAAGGGGAAACUAGGUUUAGGCGGCUCUGUCAGCCUUUUCUGUAUUCUCAUUCUUCAUCAAAUGUGCUUGAAGUUGAGGCUGUUGUAACUAAUCAUUUGGUUGUAAGAGGCAGCUACCGCAGCCUUAGCUUAGUCAUAUACGGGAACACAGCAGAAGACCUGGGGCAAUUCAACAUAGAAGUUGAUUUAGAUAGCUCCUUAACUGGCACUGUUUUUUCUAUUGAGGGAAAGCUUGAAGACUUACCACCUGCACUGCAUCCAACUAAUCUGACAAUUGAGGACUUGAUAUCUGCCCCUAAAGCAUUAUCACUAGAAGUUGGUGUAUCAGAUAUUUCCUUUGAGAUUAAGCAGUUAUUAGGGUUGGCAUUUAAGAUUUUACAGUUGCCAAACCUUGGAGAUGCAAUCAAUAAAGUUGUUAGUUCUGUUGUUUCAGUGGCUUCUUCUUGUGCCACUCAUAGUUAUUCCCCAGCAGUCUGUCAGAAACAAUCUUUGUUGGAAAGAUCUAGAACUUGUGAAGGACAGCUUCCUUAUGUUAUUACCGAGGCUAGAAAGCUGCUUGUGGACACUUACAACAGCCUUCAAUAUCAAUCAGGAGACCCUUCAGCUGAAUCCCUGUCAGACAGCCCGUUUCUUGAAUCUGAGGAUGAUUUGAUGAAUCCCAAGCAGUUGAUGGAUUUUCUAACUAAAUACUUCCCUUUUGAUAGGACUUCUGGAGAUCCUACAGAUCCUCAACUUCCAAAGGACAAGAGCGUCAUUCUGUGGUUAAGUGCUGCUCUUUUAUUUUGCUCUGGGAGGGAGAGCUGCUUUCACUUUGUUAAUAGUGGUGGCAUGGAGCAGCUUGAAUAUAUCUUAUGUCGCAACAUGCAUAAUUCUCGUGCCAUUACAUUAAUGUUACUUGGAGUCGUGGAGCAGGCUACUAGACAUUCAAUUGGUUGUGAAGGAUUCCUUGGUUGGUGGCCUCGUGAAGAUGAAAGUGUUCCAUCUAGUACCUCUGAAGGUUAUAAUCAAUUAUUGAAGUUGUUAUUGCAGAGACAAUCUCAUGAUAUUGCCUUGCUGGCAACUCAUAUACUCCAUCGUCUGCGUUUCUAUGAAGUUGCUUCCAGAUAUGAGUCUGCAGUGUUAUCUGUUCUUGAAAGUAUUUCGGCUGAUGGAAAUGUUAGUAGUUUCACUUUAGGCAAGCUUACAAGUGCCAAAUCCCAUCUCAAAACUCUUAUGAAAUUGAUAAGUUCACGUGGUCCAAUUGAAGAUCCUUCCCAACUUGCUCGUGCAAGCAGGUCCUUGCUUCUUGGCGAAACAGAAGGAGUGUUGUCAUACAAAGCAACUAAUAGCUUGAUUACUUCAUCAAAUUGUUGGUUUUCUAAUUGGGAUAUUGACUCACACCUGCUUUCUCUUCUCAAGGAAAGGGGCUUCUUCCCUUUGUCAGCUGCACUGUUAUCAUCUUCUGUUUUGCGAGCUCAAACCGGACAUGCCAUUGACACAUUUGUGGAUAUUGCAUCACAUCUUGAGGCCAUAACUCUUUCGCUUCUUUUCUGUCGUUCAGGAUUAAUCUUCCUUCUACUUCAUCCUGAACUCUCUGCUACUAUAAUUCUGGCUUUAAAGGGUGCAGAUUGUCAGAAGAAGGAAGAGCCUAUUCAACUUCAUUAUGCGUCUGUCCUGAUAUCCAAGGGUUUCUUUUGUCAUCUGGAGGAAAUUGGAAUGAUUGUUGAAACACAUUUGAGGGUGGUCAAUGCCAUUGAUUGUCUACUUGCAUCAGAUCCACAUGCUGAAGAAAUUUUAUGGGUGUUAUGGGAGCUUUGUGUUAUUUCUAGGACUCAUUGUGGGCGCCAGGCUUUGUUGGCUCUAGGGCAUUUUCCAGAGGCUAUUUCAAUUUUGAUAGCAGCAUUACAUUCUGCCAAGGAAUUGGAUUCAGUUACCUCAAAUAGCGGACAUCCACCACUAAAUCUGGCAGUAUUUCACUCAGCUGCUGAGAUUUUUGAAGUCAUUGUUACUGAUCUUACUGCAUCUUCCCUGGGUUCUUGGAUUGGAAAUGCUCCAGAACUUCACAAGGCUUUGCAUUCCUGUUCACCAGGGUCCAAUAGAAAGGAUGCUCCUACACGGCUUUUGGAGUGGAUAGAUGCUUGUAUAGUUUACCAUAGAAAAGGAGCAAUUGGUCUUUUACAGUAUGUGGCUGUGUUGGCUUCUGGAGGAGAUGCACAUAUUGCUUCUACAAGCAUUCUGUCAUCAGAUACAAUAGAUGCUGAGAAUAUUGUUGGAGAUUCUUCCACAAGUUCUGAUGCUAAUGUUGUUGAGAAUCUGCUUGGAAAGCCCAUUUCUGAAAAUAGCUAUCGUGCCACUGUUCUUCGUGACUCUUCUGUUGCUCAGCUGACAACUGCGUUUCGAAUUUUGGCAUUCAUUUCAGAGAAUUCGGCUGUUGCUGCUGCUCUGUAUGAUGAAGGUGCUGUAGUGGUUAUCCAUGCUGUUCUGAUUAACUGUACACUCAUGCUCGAGAGAUCCUCCAACAACUAUGAUUAUCUUGUUGAUGAGGGCACUGAAAGCAAUUCAACUUCUGAUUUACUGAUGGAACGCAAUCGUGAGCAGAGCCUAGUUGAUCUUCUGAUUCCUUCUCUGGUGUUGUUGAUUACACUCUUGCAAAGAUUGCAGGAAGCCAAAGAGCAGCACCGGAAUACAAAACUGAUGAAAGCCCUUCUACAAUUGCAUCGGGAAAUGAGCCCCAGGUUAGCUGCCUGUGCAGCAGAGUUAUCGUCUCCUUAUCCUGGUUCUGCACUUGGUUUUGAAGCUGUGUGCCAUCUUCUUGUUUCGGCACUUUCUUGUUGGCCUGUGUAUGGCUGGACUCCUGGCCUUUUCAGCUUUCUUGUUGACAGUCUUCAUGCUACUUCGUUGCUGGCUUUGGGUCCAAAGGAAGCAUGCAGUUUGCUUUGCCUUCUGAAUGAUCUAUUUCCUGAAGAAGGUUUCUGGCUUUGGAAGAAUGGAAUGCCCAUGUUGAGUGCUCUUAGAACAUUGGCUAUUGGGACAUUAUUAGGGCCUCAUAAGGAGAAACAGAUUAGUUGGUACUUGCAACCUGAACAUGGUGAGAAGCUAUUGAGCCAAUUCACACCACAAGUUGACAAAAUUGCACAGAUUAUUCUACACUGUGCUGUCAGUACGCUGGUAGUCCUACAAGAUAUGCUGCGAGUGUUUGUGAUCCGUAUUGCGUGUUUGAAUGCUCAUCUUGCUUGCAUACUUCUACGCCCCAUAAUAUUGUUUAUUGGUGAUCGGAUUUCUGAAUCAUCUUCAUUAUCGGACACAGAUGCAUACAAGGUUUACAGAUUGCUUGAUUUUCUUGCUACUCUAUUGGAGCAUCCACGUGCCAAGCCACUGUUAUUUAAGGAGGGUGCUGUUAAGAUGCUUAUUAAAGUGCUUGAGAAGUGUAUUUCUGUUGCUGAUACUGAUGGGAAGCAAUUCUCUGACAACCGUCUUAUUUCUAACUGUGGGUUUCCUCAACUAACUUGGUGUGUCCCUGCAUUCAAAUGCUUUUCGCUGAUCUGUGAUUCUCAGACAUCCAUGCAAUAUGUUGGAAUGCAGGACAGGCAUGAUUCUGAAAACUUGACGGCUGGAGAUUGUUCCCAGAUUUUGUCCUAUCUCCUUAAGCUAGGCAAGGUCCUACCGGUUGGGAGAGAAUUACAUGCUUGUUUAUCUACUUUUAAGGAAUUCUGUUCUUCCAGUGAGGGGCAAACUGCUUUGCUAUCUAUUUUCAUGCAUGCCCAAUCUUCUAGAACUGAGGAAUAUGAUUCUGAUGGUAGACAUGAAACCGAUGGAAAUCUAUUCAAUGCACUCGAAUGGAGGAAAUCACCCCCUCUACUAUGUUGCUGGAUAACAUUAUUAAGAUCUCUGGACUCAAAAGAUGUCAUCCCUGAUUUUGCUAUUGAAGCUGUUGGAGCAUUGUCUUCUGGUGCACUGCAGUUCUGCAUUGAUAGGAAAAGUUUGAACUUGGACAGGGUUGUUGCACUGAAAUUUUUAUUUGGGAUUCCUUAUGGUACUGGUGGAACUGAUGAUUUCCCUGAGGAUAACAUUAAAUAUAUAGAGGAUUUGACGGCUUCUCUGGGCUCUAAGAUAGGUGAUGAUAAAUAUCCAGCUAUUUCUGAUAUGGACUCAACUCUGUAUCAGGUUGAGAAGUCUGCAAAAUUAUUACUCUCGUUGUUGCAAAAUCCUCCUGGCUCAGUAAAAGCAGAUGACAUUAUUUCUAGCGCUUGUCCUUCUACAUCAAGCACUUUUCCAAUUUCUUUUAAGAUGCAUAAGAUAGCUGAUGGAAGUGCUGGAAAGGUUGAGGAUUACAACUUAGGUGGACUUGUGGAGAAAUAUCUCUGGGACUGUCCUGAAAAUUUGCGUGAUAGGCUGUCACAGAAUGCCCUUCCAUUGAAACGGAAAAUGCCCCCUGUGGAGGGUGCAAAUAGGCGUCCAAGAGGUGACAAUGCUCCCGCUGAGACUGCUGCCCAAACUGUAUUCUCUCGUGGAUCUGGUGGCUCUGCAGCUCCUUCUGGCCCUGUACGUAGGGAUACCUUCAGGCAGCGCAAGCCUAACACCAGUAGGCCCCCUUCUAUGCAUGUGGAUGAUUAUGUUGCUAGAGAAAGAAAUGUCGAUAGUAGUGGAAAUUCUAAUGUGAUUGCAGUACCCCGAGUGGGAUCUAGCAGUGGGAGACCUCCAUCUAUCCAUGUGGAUGAAUUUAUGGCUAGACAAAGGGAGCGCCAAAAUCAUCCUGUAGGAAUUGCAGUUGGUGGUGAUGUGGCACAAGUGAAAAAUACACCCACAAGUGACAUUGAUGCAGAUAAAGGUAAUAAAUCCAGGCAAUUAAAACCAGAUCUUGAUGAUGAUCUUCAAGGGAUAGAUAUAGUCUUUGAUGGCGAGGAGUCAGAAUCUGAUGAUAAAUUGCCCUUUCCCCAGCCAGAUGAUAAUCUUUCACAACCUGCAUCUGUUGCACUAGAGCAAAAUUCACCUCAUUCAAUAGUUGAAGAGACAGAGAGUGAUGUAAAUGAAAGUAGUCAGUUUUCUCACUUGGCUAAUGUGGGUGAAAACACUCAGAGUGAGUUUUCUUCAAGGAUGUCAGUUUCACGUCCUGAGAUUCCAUUGCAUCGGGAGCCAAGUGUUUCUUCAGGUAGAAAAUAUCUUGAGCAGUCUGAUGAUUCGAAGAAUGCUCCAAUCAAGACCUGUUGUGGGUUUGAUUCUGACGUAGUGUCAAGUAGUUCUGGCUAUUCUGCUGCAGCUUUUGGUAAAACUUCUGCACCAUCUGUAAAAUUACCAAUUGACUCUAGGAUACCUCCACACUUGCAUUCGAAGAAAGGUCUUCAGCAAACUGGUAAUGUACCAUUAGCUACUGGUUCCCAGGGAUUGUAUGAUCAGAAAUUUCAACCACCUUUGCCUCCAAUGCCGCCGCCACCAACAAUCUCACGUGUACCAUCUCAACCCCUGGAUCCUGUACCCAGUCAGUCAUCUCCCUUUAUGAACUCUAUGGCAGACGUGCAGGGACCAUCACCAUCGGUAUUUCAUGUCCAGACAGACUAUCUAUCUACAUUGAGCAACAAUUCUGCUUCUCUGUUAUCUUCCAGUCUUAUGCCAGAUUCCAAGUAUGGUCGAACUUCGAUCUCUUCAGCUGGUGGAUUUUCCAGGCCUCCCCCACCACUCCCUCCUACACCGCCGCCUUAUCUGUCCUCCAUGACAUCUUUGAAAUCUUCAACAUCACAAUCGUCUGGUUACAGUCAAACUGGUAUUGGAACUAGUGAGCUUCUUCAGACCUCUACUGCGCCUUUAAAUGACCCUCGUUUGGGCAACAUUUCUGCAUCAGGGGCCAUGCUAACUUCUUAUCCACCACCUCCACUAAUGCCACCCUUGCUUUUCAGUAGGCCAACUUCAAUACCCUUGAAUAUUUAUGGAAGUAGCCCAACACCACAUCAGGGGGAAAACACUGCUAGUAUCUCACAGAAUCUUCCUGUACCUUUACCUUCCAUUCAAUCCAUACAAUCUAUUGCUCAAUUGCAGCCAUUGCAACCACCACAAAUUCUUCGUCCUUCUCAACUGCCUCAGCAUGUCAGACCACCUAUCCCUGCUUCACCACAAUCGGAGCAAGGUGUGUCUUUGAUGCAGAGCCCUGUUCAGAUGCAAUUGCAGCCAUUGCAGAUGCUGCAACAACCUCAAGUUUCUCCUCUUCAUGUAUUUUAUCAGCAGCCACAACAUGAAGGCUUUUCACAUUCACAGCAGCAGCGUCAGCAAGUUGAACAAAGUCAAGUGCAAAUUCUACAACAGGAAGGUGAUGGUGCAUCCCAGCAGCCAGAUUCUGGAAUGUCAUUACAGGAUUACUUUAGUUCUCCGGAGGCUAUUCAGUCUCUCUUGAGUGACCGGGAUAAACUUUGCCAGCUUUUAGAGCAACACCCAAAAUUAAUGCAGAUGCUUCAGGAACGGUUGGGCCAACUGUAACUACUUUAUGUUGACCCGACGCUGUAUCCUUGGCUUGAUCUGCCUACUUGAGCCUUCGCAGAUAAAGCUAUGGCCAAGAUUUGUUCGAUUCUUGCUGAUUCUUAUAACAGGUUGUAUCAACCACAGCUCUGCUUGAUGGAACUCGUGGAGCCUGUUCAGAUCACUUCACAUUUGGAGUCAACCAAAUGGUGGGUGGUGUCGACCAUAGCCACUUGUUUCAGUAUUGGUGUUACGUUUUUUAUGAUUGGUCCGGCAUUGGUGAAUGCUGGGGAGGGCACCAUGUAAUGUACACUAAGAUUUUGUUAGUAUGGCUGUAUAUUUUCCCAUGGAAUUGUAAGUAAAUUGUUACACGUGCAUCGAGGGCUGAUCGGUUCCUCAAACUUUGUUGUGUAUUUUGAUUAACUGGCAAUUCUUGAACUACCAUGCAGUAUUCAGUGGCUUAUUUCAGAAGCAAGAAAGGAAUAGAAAAUUUGAAGGAUCCCAUGAUCCAAGAAGCUUGCAUUCCAAAGGGACAUUCCAUCUUACGUUGAGAGUGCAUUUUUAUAAAAUAGUUUGCAUUGGACUUUGGAGGCCGCAGUGUCUGGGUGUUGAGUUUGCUGCUUCUAAUCUUCUAUUUGUAAUUUAUUUUAAUAACAUAGAUAGCUAUGUGUGAAUUUAGUGGGUUCAUUAAUUAACCUAAUAAAGUGACACUUUAUGUUUCA